GUUUCCCAAAGCCUGGAAGCAGAAGAAUAGCUGAGCCAGAGCGAACGUGAGUGUGAAACCUCUUUAAGACACCGUUGGGCUGCUUGGUUCUGACAUUCUGGACUGCAAAACAGUUCUACUAGGAUCCUGGGGAUACAUGAAGCUUCUGUGAACCAACUUUUCAAGAAAAAGCAAUGGAGAUUGGAUGGAUGCACAAUCGGAGACAAAGGCAAGUCCUUGUUUUCUUUGUUUUGCUGAGCUUGUCUGGGGCGGGCGCCGAGUUGGGGUCCUAUUCCGUAGUGGAAGAAACGGAGAGAGGCUCUUUUGUGGCAAAUCUAGGAAAAGACCUGGGGUUGGGGUUGACAGAGAUGUCCACCCGCAAGGCCAGGAUCAUUUCCCAGGGGAACAAACAGCAUUUGCAGCUCAAGGCUCAAACUGGGGAUUUGCUCAUAAAUGAGAAGCUAGAUCGAGAGGAGCUAUGCGGUCCCACUGAGCCUUGCAUACUACAUUUCCAAGUGUUAAUGGAAAACCCUUUAGAAAUAUUUCAGGCUGAACUGAGGGUGAUAGAUAUAAAUGACCAUUCUCCCAUGUUCACUGAAAAGGAAAUGAUUCUAAAAAUACCGGAAAACAGUCCUCUAGGAACUGAGUUCCCUCUGAAUCAUGCUUUGGACUUGGACGUAGGAAGCAAUAAUGUUCAAAACUAUAAAAUCAGCCCAAGCUCUCAUUUCCGGGUUCUAAUCCAUGAAUUCAGAGAUGGCAGGAAAUACCCUGAGCUAGUGUUGGAUAAAGAGCUGGAUCGGGAGGAGGAGCCUCAACUAAGAUUAACCCUGACAGCGCUGGAUGGUGGCUCUCCACCGCGAUCUGGAACUGCUCAGGUCCGUAUUGAAGUGGUGGACAUCAAUGAUAACGCUCCUGAGUUUGAGCAGCCCAUCUACAAAGUGCAGAUUCCAGAGAACAGUCCUCUUGGCUCCCUGGUUGCCACCGUCUCCGCCAGGGAUUUAGACGGCGGAGCCAAUGGAAAAAUAUCAUACACACUCUUUCAGCCUUCGGAGGAUAUUAGUAAAACUUUGGAGGUAAAUCCUAUGACAGGGGAAGUUCGACUGAGAAAGCAAGUAGAUUUCGAAAUGGUUACGUCUUAUGAAGUGCGCAUCAAAGCCACAGAUGGGGGAGGUCUUUCAGGAAAGUGCACUCUUCUCCUGCAGGUGGUGGACGUGAAUGACAAUCCCCCACAGGUGACCAUGUCUGCACUCACCAGCCCCAUCCCAGAGAACUCGCCUGAGAUAGUAGUUGCUGUUUUCAGCGUUUCAGAUCCUGACUCCGGAAACAAUGGGAAGACGAUUUCCUCCAUCCAGGAAGACCUUCCCUUUCUUCUAAAACCUUCAGUCAAGAACUUUUACACCUUGGUAACGGAGAGAGCACUCGACAGAGAAGCAAGAGCUGAAUAUAAUAUCACCCUCACCGUCACAGAUAUGGGGACUCCAAGGCUGAAAACGGAGCACAACAUAACAGUGCAGAUAUCAGAUGUCAAUGAUAACGCCCCCACUUUCACCCAAACCUCCUACACCCUGUUCGUCCGCGAGAACAACAGCCCCGCCCUGCACAUCGGCAGCGUCAGCGCCACAGACAGAGACUCGGGCACCAACGCCCAGGUCACCUACUCGCUGCUGCCGCCCCAAGACCCGCACCUGCCCCUCGCCUCCCUGGUCUCCAUCAACGCGGACAACGGCCACCUGUUCGCCCUCAGGUCGCUGGACUACGAGGCCCUGCAGGCUUUCGAGUUCCGCGUGGGCGCCACAGACCGCGGCUCCCCCGCGCUGAGCAGAGAGGCGCUGGUGCGCGUGCUGGUGCUGGACGCCAACGACAACUCGCCCUUCGUGCUGUACCCGCUGCAGAACGGCUCCGCGCCCUGCACUGAGCUGGUGCCCCGGGCGGCCGAGCCGGGCUACCUGGUGACCAAGGUGGUGGCGGUGGACGGCGACUCGGGCCAGAAUGCCUGGCUGUCGUACCAGCUGCUCAAGGCCACGGAGCCCGGGCUGUUCGGUGUGUGGGCGCACAAUGGCGAGGUGCGCACCGCCAGGCUGCUGAGCGAGCGCGACGCAGCCAAGCAGAGGCUGGUGGUGCUGGUCAAGGACAAUGGCGAGCCUCCGCGCUCGGCCACCGCCACGCUGCACGUGCUCCUGGUGGACGGCUUCUCCCAGCCCUUCCUGCCGCUCCCAGAGGCGGCCCCCGGCCAGACCCAGGCCAACUCGCUCACUGUCUACCUGGUGGUGGCGUUGGCCUCGGUGUCGUCGCUCUUCCUCUUUUCGGUGCUCCUGUUCGUGGCGGUGCGGCUGUGCAGGAGGAGCAGGGCGGCCUCGGUGGGCCGCUGCUCGAUGCCUGAGGGCCCCUUUCCAGGGCGUCUGGUGGACGUAAGCGGCACCGGGACCCUGUCCCAGAGCUACCAAUACGAGGUGUGUCUGACAGGAGGCUCAGAAACAAGUGAGUUCAAGUUCCUGAAGCCGAUUAUCCCCAACUUCUCUCCUUAGGGCACUAGGAAAGAAAUAGAUUAAAAUUCCACCCUUCACAAUAGCUUUGGAUUUAAUUAUUGAUAGGAACCCAUUUGAUAAAUUCCUUAACUUCUUAUGAUUGUCUUGUUGAUUAAAUUGUUCAUGCUCACCACCACCAAUAAGGUAUUUUUCUCUGAUUGUUAGUUCAAAUUAUAUUGUUAAUUCCAGUUUCCCUUUUCCUCAUAUUUACCCCGAAGAGGUGUUGCAUAUAGAAUCCCAAUUAACAAAAUAUACUUUAUCUUCAAAGUUGAUGUCAUUUAAAAUUUUUCCGUCUUUAUAUUUUAUUUACUUCCUAUUCAUUUUUUGCUCCAUUUUUCAUGUUACUUCUCAGUUUCCUAGAACUUCAAGUAUUAAAAUAACCUGUUGCAUGUAUUAGGCAUAUUUCCUAUGUUACAUUUCUUUUGUCUAUUUUCCUUUCAAAAUUGGUAUUUUUGUUGGGCUCAAUUUUCAUUAUAAUACUUUUCUUAAAGUUUCUUUCUUUCUUUUCUUUUCUUUCUUUUUUUUUUUUUCCUUUUUGAGACAGGGUCUUACUCUUGUCACCCAGGCUGGAGUGCAGUGGUACAAUCUUGGCUCACUGCAACCUCUGCCUCCUGGGCCCAACGGAUCCUUCCACCUCAGCCUCCCAAGUAGCUUGGACUAUAGGUGCAUGCCACCAUGCCUGGCUAAUCUUUUGCAGCGAUGGGAUUUUGCCAAGUUGCCCAGGCUGAUCUUGAACUCCUGGGCUCAAGCCAUCCUCCCUCCUCAGCCUCCCAAAAUUCUGGGAUUACAGGCAUAAGCCAAUGUGCCCAUCCAAAGUUUUAUUUAUUUAUUUUUUUGAGAUGGAGUCUCGUAAAGUUACCUUUAAAAAAAAAGUUCUAUUUUCCCUGUAUUGGUAUCUCCUUAAAUAAAAUAAAAUAUUCCUAUUGUAAGUGAUAUGAGAAAUCUUUAACCAGCCUUAUCUAAAAAUAAAAAGAGAAGCCAUUGUAAGACAUUCAGUAUGUGUAAAUGUGUUUGUGUUUGUAGACAAAAGGCAAAGGUAUUAUGUAAAAAUAUUUAAUAAUUUAUUCUUUCUAUUACUGAAUUAAAAAAUCAGAGGUCCCUGUUAUAUUUUUAAUGGCUAACAACUCAAUCUCAUUAAGUUGGAAAAAAAACUUAUCAAAGAGACAUUUACAUGGUUUGGCUUUUAUAUUCAUCAUAGUAUACAUUGGCGGUAUCUAGCCCUUUCUCUGUAAAAUAUCCCUAUGUUUAAUCUGUAUUUCUUGCUUAUUAUAUGUAAAGUUGAGCUUCUUUCUAGAUAUUAGGCCUUUGAAUAAAAUUCUAUGUGAGUCAGAUUUAA
Homo sapiens (human) is the source of this 3840-nucleotide messenger RNA. RefSeq names its product protocadherin beta 16 (gene PCDHB16). The record is from RefSeq and is marked reviewed. The transcript has a single exon. The coding region runs from base 174 to 2504 and encodes 776 amino acids. Gene Ontology annotation, molecular function: calcium ion binding. Gene Ontology annotation, cellular component: membrane; plasma membrane; synapse. Gene Ontology annotation, biological process: homophilic cell-cell adhesion; nervous system development; cell adhesion. Lineage: Eukaryota; Metazoa; Chordata; Mammalia; Primates; Hominidae.